GGCGGUGGCUGCUCCUGGGCGUAGGAGGAGAUCUUAUCAGGGCUAGGUGUGUGUGGAGUUUCAGGCUGCCUCAUCACCCCCCAUCUCUCCACCUCCCGUUGGGCCUUGCCCCUCAUCCUCUAUGCAGGAAGUGGGCUCGCUCUGGGUUUCAGUCUGUUGCUGGCCUAGCUGCUGUCUGCUACCUAAGCUGCGGAGCAGGAGAUGGCCGUGGACCCAGUCUCCAGUGGGACUGCAGGGACCGUAUCGCCACAACCCCAUGACGCAGCCAGGGCUCGUGUUCUCAGCUCCGCCUCUCAGAUGUGAUGGCUGCCAUAGCUCUGUCCUGGCGCCUGUCUCUCUGCCUCCUCCUUCUGGCCCUGGCUACACCUUGGGGGUCUACAGCGGCGAAAGAUCGUCCCCAUCUUAAGUGCUUCUACAACUCGAGAGCCAACAUCUCCUGCCUGUGGAGAGAGGAAGAGACCCAUCUCGGCCCCCAGGUCACGUCCUGCAAUGUCAGCGCCAGGUCGGACACCAGGAACUGGAACCACAUCUGCAAGUUUUAUCUGGAGGGGCAGGCAUCCUGGGCCUGCGACCUGGUGCUUGGGAAGCCAAAUUCCCAGAAACUGACCGCCGCGGACGUCCUCAACAUGAGCAUGGUUUGCUUGGAAGGGAAGGGCUGGAGCAUGGUGGAGACCUACAAUUUUCAUCCCUUUGAGAACCUUCGCCUGUUGGCCCCUCAUUCCCUCCGAGUCCUGCACAUUGAAGCCCACAGAUGCAACAUAAGCUGGGAAGUCUCCGAGGUCUCCCACUACAUUGAAAAAUAUUUGGAAUUUGAGGCCCGGAAACGUUCUCUUGACCAGAGCUGGGAGGAUGUACGCCUGCUAAGCCUCAAGCAGUGGCAGCAGUGGCUCUGCCUGGAGACGCUUGCUCCUAACACUUGGUAUGAGCUUCAGGUGCGGGUCAAGGUCCAACCAGUUAAAUCCAAUACCCGGAGUACCUGGAGCCCCUGGAGCCAGCCCCUGACCUUUAGGACAAAAGCCUGGACAGAUCCUGGGGAGAAGACUCUUCCCCUAGCAUGGCUCAGACACCUUCUUCUGGGCCUCGGCUGUGGUUUAGGCUUCUUGGUGUGUGUCUGCCUUUUGAUCAAGUGCCCGUACCUUGGGCCAUGGCUGAAGAAGGCGCUCAAGUGCCAUAUCCCAGAUCCCUCCAAGUUCUUCUCCCAGCUGAGCUCCCAGCAUGGAGGAGACCUUCAGAAAUGGCUCUCCUCGCCCAUGCCCUCAUCCUCCUUCAGCCUUACCGGCCCUGCCCCUGAGAUCUCUCCACUGGAAGUGCUUGACCGAGACACCAAGGCCAUGCAGCUGCUCAUGCUACAGCAGGACAAGGUCCCCUUAUCCUCCCCCGGCGGCCACUCACAGGGCAGCUGCUUCACCAACCAAGGCUACUUCUUUUUCCAUCUGCCCGACGCCUUGGAGAUCGAAUCCUGUCAGGUGUACUUCACCUACGACCCCUGCACGGAGGAAGAUGUGGAGGAAGACGGGCCUGGGCUGCCCGAGGGAUCUCCCCUCCCCCCUCUGCUGCCCCUGGUGGGAGAACAGGAUGACUACUGUGCCUUCCCUCCCAGGGAUGACCUGAUGCUCUUCUCCCAAAGCCUGAGCUCCCCCAGCGAUGCCUAUGGGGGCAGCACAGAGCCUGAGGAAAGGCCUCCCCUCUCCCUGCAGGAGGGACUUCCCAUCCUCUCGGCCCCUGACCUGAUGGGCUCACAGCGCCCUCUGGAGCUGGUGCUGGAAGGGGAUGGAGAGGGGCUGUCUGCCCAUAGCUUUGGGGAGCAGGACGGUGUCCCUGAAGGCAGCCUUCAUGGGCAAGGUCAGGACAGAUGCCAGGGCCCUGCCCUGGCUCUGAACACGGAUGCCUACCUGUCUCUUCAAGAACUGCAGGCCCAAGAGCCAGUGCACCUGGUAUAGGCAGGUGGGCAGGAUGGAGAUCCAGCUGCCUGGGUAAGGUCAGGCUGGAGGGAGACUGGUUGAGGGUUCUCCUGAGGACAGUCCACUGUGGAAGACCGUCCCUGGUCAUCCCCACCCCCAAACCUAGUCAUCCACUUCUCAGCUCCACUUGCUGCUUCCUGGUCCAGCCAGGAGCUGAGGUGGGGAGGGGGCGGUCAGCUCCGCCUUCCUAUUUAGUCAUGAGGUCACUAGCUUCCUGUACCCGCCUCACUGGCCCCUGCUCACCUUCACAGGGCAGCCAGAACUCGCCUCCCCAGACACAAAUAUGACCUUGCUACCCUUCUGUCCUUGAGCUUGCUGUGGUUCCCUGCUCCUCUCUGCAUCAUUUCAGUCCCAACUCUUGCCCCACCAGCACCGCUGUGGAAGCAGCUGUCUUCACGGAGGGAUGUGAGCUGUCAAUGUCCUAAUCAGAGCAAACAAAGGGGUCCUGAUAAGACGGGAGGCAGCUGUCACCUGAGAUUCUAGCCAUGCCCCUGACCCACUCCCAUCCCCCAGCUAUGUAACUCUGCCCCUGGUGCGCGUGUCUUGGGAGAUGCUGGCAUAAGUGGCGGGGGGAAGGGUUGACUGGGGUGAGGGCUCUGUCUAUGUAUCUACAGGAACAUCGAUUCUGGGGUGGGUUGUUUUUUUUUUUUUCUGUGAAGCAGCUGCUUUGGGGUCUCCUAUGUCUCUGUAAGUAAGCCUAGCAGACUGAAAGGCUCACCAAGCUGGACUUGAGUGCACUUGAUGUCGUAUCUGGGAGAAGCACAGAAAAGCUUACACAACAAGCAUGGUGUCGGUGCUGCCCUUUGUGGAAACCUCACAAGGAGCCUCUGGGUCUCCUGGGGUCCCCCGCUCUUGGCUUACACCUUCACAGGCACUGUUCAUUGAGCCUCAUCUAGAUGUCAAACGUCCCUCAUCUUCAGGCUUCUCUUGAGCCUCUCUCGAGGGAGCUACUGCUUUCCUAAGGUACUCAAACUUCGCCAUUUCAUUCCUGAAGGAGAUAAAGGGGACAGCUCCUGACCUGUAUUCCUUCUUCCGAGCUAUCACCUGGCUUCCCAAUGAUAGGCUCAGGAUGGACAUAAAGAGCUACACAGCAGAGGCUGUUGGACCUUUCCAUGACUAGCCUCACCCACGCAUGAGAUCCAGCAGCCCAGGCAGGAGAUCUCCCUCAGAUGAGAGGCACUACUCUUUACAGACAUCUCCGUCGGCACAGAGCCUCAGUUUUGGUCACUGUUUCAGAGUUGAUGGUGCAGUGGUGUUCAGAGCCCAUCUCAGAAAAGCAGAGACCCAGACCUAACUAAUGGAUAUCCUGCCCACAGUGCCUGCCUCAGGGCUCCUGCUUACUGCUUGUGGGCUGUCUGGCCACACCACAGGCCUGACCUAGCCAAUCAGGUUAUCGUUCAACCAAAAGUCCUGGGAGCAGGCUCUUGGGACAAGCAAGAAGAGAUGAGCCAAUGGAAAGGAAGUUCAGGCCCCACGUUUUUUCCUGCCUGCCAGGGGUCAGAAGUCUUGCUUCCUUAUGUAUGAAACUCCACACAUCCCCUCCUGCCACGGGAUGCUGUCUGUCACCAGGCUCCUCUGUCUCAGCGACAGAUGAGCCCGGAGCUCUGCACCCACAUUCUUGACUGUAUCCCAGGCAAGUAGGCAAACCUUUGGCGUUCUCUUGCCUUACCUCCCAAAUAAAAAUACAACCUAUUUCCACUGCAAAAGAGGUCUGGGAAGGAUUCAGGUCCCUCUCUUUUAAUCAUCUCUGCGUGCCAUCUUUGUAAUUAUUUCCUGGAAUGUUUUAAAACACGUUUACUUUUUUUAAUUAUGGUUUAAAUACAUGUAUUUACAGAUUUUUCUUCAUAUCGCUCCCGUGGCUGGAAAACCCAAUCUUCCUAUAAAUAAAAGGUGAUUGUAAAAAAGCAGAUACAAUAAAACUAUGUAAUGUGUGACUCUGA
Messenger RNA from Meriones unguiculatus (Mongolian gerbil), 3901 nucleotides. It is a transcript of the gene Il2rb, whose product is annotated as interleukin 2 receptor subunit beta. The coding region runs from base 303 to 1940 and encodes 545 amino acids. The record is from RefSeq and is a predicted model, not a curated record. Lineage: Eukaryota; Metazoa; Chordata; Mammalia; Rodentia; Muridae. Gene Ontology annotation, biological process: immunoglobulin mediated immune response; cytokine-mediated signaling pathway. Gene Ontology annotation, molecular function: protein binding; cytokine receptor activity. Gene Ontology annotation, cellular component: external side of plasma membrane; membrane. The transcript is spliced from 10 exons.